Messenger RNA from Cylindrotheca closterium, 687 nucleotides. The record is from the annotation of a GenBank genome assembly. NCBI's taxonomy places the organism in Eukaryota, Bacillariophyta, Bacillariophyceae, Bacillariales, Bacillariaceae.
AUGACGAAAAACUCUUUGACUUGCAACGCCUGUGGCGCAUCAUCUAUCGCAGAAGGCUCUCGUUUCUGCCCCACUUGCGGUACAAGCAUGGCAAUGGAAGCAGAGGAUAUAAACACAAUGGAUACGCCAACUGCAGAAGCAUUGCCGCUUUCUGAAGUGCAAGCAAUUCCACAUGAACCAUAUCCAUCGCCAUCCCAUGCCGCUACACCAAGUACAUUGGAAGUUACAGCAGACGAGAUUGGUUCAACUCACAAUGUACAAGCUGCCCUAUUCUUCAAGAAUCCUUCUCCUGAAAUCAAGGCCCGGACCAAGUAUUUCGGACUGAGUUUCGGAGUACUGUUUAUAGGAACUCCAAGACAGACGGGGAAGUUCACAGUGCCAAAGAAUAUUUCAGUUGUAUCGGUUCUGGACGGGACAAAAAUUGAUCUUUCCGUUGCAGACUUUGUGCAUCCAGUAACAACGAUCCGAGUAUUCCCCAGUGUUUUGUCUGGUGUGAAGAUCAUUGUCCCUCGCGGGGUACGAGUGGAAACGCAAGGUCUCGGUAUCUUGGGGGGAAUCAAAGGAAUCUCCCAAAACAUACCGGUGUCUCACGAUGGACCAAAAAUCAUUGUGCAAGGGAUAACCGUUUUGGGUGGAAUAAAGGUUUCUGUGAACCAUAAUGUUCCACCAGUUCAAAUUGUAACUUGA